AUGGCCUAUAUUCUUCCACAUCUAUCCCCAACUCUUCUCUCAUCCAGAGACAAAUCAGCCGUCGUUGUUCCGCUGUCACCCCCGCCGGUUCCCGUUACCGGCGCCUCACCUCAGACGAAGCUCGAAGCACCGCCGUCGCGUGGGUCGGCGCAUGUUAGCUUGGCACCAGGCGCGCAGGAUAAGAAGGGGGACGAAAGGAAUGAGUUCUACGUCAAUUUGGGCUUAGCUGUGCGAACACUUCGUGAGGACAUGCCGUUGAUCUUCACCAAAGACCUCAAUUACGAUAUUUACAGGGAUGAUAUAACGUUCAAGGACCCACUGAACACGUUUUCCGGUAUCUCAAACUACAAACUGAUAUUCUGGGCAUUGAGGUUUCAUGGCAAAAUCUUAUUCCGAGAUAUAUCUCUAGACGUGCUCCGAGUCUGGCAGCCAUCCGAGACCGUGAUUCUAAUUAGAUGGAACCUAAUGGGAGUCCCUAGGGUUCCGUGGGAAGCAAAAGGCCAGUUUCAAGGCACGUCGAGGUACAAACUUGAUAGACGCGGGAAGAUUUACGAGCACAAAGUCGAUAACCUAGCAUUCAAUUUUCCCCAGAGGUUGAAGCCCACAGCUUCUGUUUUGGACUUGGUGACCGCUUGCCCUGCCAGCCCAAACCCGACAUUCUUGUGGGGCCCAGUUGAAAGCCCGCCAUGUUCGUGGGUGGAGUUGUAUCGGGCCGUGAAGGAGACAUUGGACCGGGAAGGUUCGAUGAUUCGUCAUGAUUGCUUGGCGACAUGUUCGUAG
Messenger RNA from Striga hermonthica, 780 nucleotides. Lineage: Eukaryota; Viridiplantae; Streptophyta; Magnoliopsida; Lamiales; Orobanchaceae. The record is from the annotation of a GenBank genome assembly.